This is a messenger RNA of Phyllopteryx taeniolatus (common seadragon), 3232 nucleotides long. RefSeq names its product lysophosphatidic acid receptor 2-like. Gene Ontology annotation, molecular function: lysophosphatidic acid receptor activity. The transcript has 5 exons. The record is from RefSeq and is a predicted model, not a curated record. Bases 604 to 1716 code for a protein of 370 amino acids. Gene Ontology annotation, biological process: G protein-coupled receptor signaling pathway. Gene Ontology annotation, cellular component: membrane. Lineage: Eukaryota; Metazoa; Chordata; Actinopteri; Syngnathiformes; Syngnathidae.
CGGGGAGGCGGGGAGGCGGCCACGAGCGUCGGAGCCUGCCGCACCCUUUCCGCCCCUCGCAGCCCAAAGUCGGCGAGCGCAGCCCGGGCGUGCAGGUGAACGGCAAGAGCGCCGGUAAAAGUCCCGGAAGCAGGCGGACAGGUUGACACGAGGACAAUUCGGGUUUUUUGCCAAGAAUUCGGCAACGAGCUUCGCUGGAAUUAGAAACAAAAAUUUAUUUUGUCUUUUUUUUUUUUAAAUAUAUUUUGGUCGUGGUUCUGUUCACCUUUAUUUGGGCGUCGCGGCUUCUGUACGGGAGGUGUCCCUCAGGUACAUAAAAAAAAAAAAAAAAAAAACAACUACAACAAGGCACUUUGUUUGCUCUUUCGACGUCUCUUGUGGAUUUACUCGAAGAACGAGCUCCCACUAACUCAAGAAUACGAGCAUCCUCACCUGUGCAGCCGAUGGCAUGCUGUCCUACAGGCCAUCAGAGAGAGGGCCAGUCUGAAUGGCGCCCUAGUGCCGCCCUUCUUCCCGCCCAUUUGAAAGGCGUCGCUGCCUCUUAACGAGCUUCACCGUCUCGUCUCUGUCCUCGGACCGCAGCCCCCCGAUCUCCUCGCCGCCAUGGAUAUUCUGACGGACGACACGGAGGGAUGCUACUUGAACCGCAGCGUAAAAUAUUUCUACGAGAAAAGCGGCAAGAACAUCAGCGACCACUGGCGCCGUCGUGACUAUGUGAUCGUCUCGCUGGGCAUGACGGUCUGCUUCAUCGUCAUCUUCUCCAACCUGCUGGUCAUUGGGGCCAUUUUAAAAAACAGGCGCUUCCAUUUCCCUAUCUAUUACUUAUUGGGGAACCUGGCUUUGGCAGACCUCUUCUCAGGUGUCUCCUACCUCCACUUGAUGUUCCACACAGGUCCGUGGACCAUCAAGCUGUCCAAGUAUCAGUGGUUCGUGCGUCAAGGACUGAUCGACACCAGCCUGACAGCGUCCGUCCUCAACCUCCUGGCCGUGGCCGUGGAGCGCCACCAGACCAUCUUCAACAUGCAGCUCCACAGCAAGAUGAGCACGCGGCGCGUCUUCGUCAUCAUGAUCUUCAUCUGGCUGGUGGCCAUCGUCAUGGGCCUGGUGCCCACCAUGGGAUGGCACUGCCUGUGCGACCUGGACAAGUGCUCCACCAUGGCGCCGCUCUACAGCCGCAGCUACCUGGUGUUCUGGGCGCUCCUCAACCUGCUCACCUUCUCCAUCAUGGUUGCUGUCUACACACGGAUCUUCUUGUACGUGCGGCACAAGAGCAAGCAGAUGUCGCAGCACACGUCCCAGAUGAGACACCGGGACACGGUGCUCAACCUGAUGAAGACCGUCUCCAUGAUCUUAGGCUGGUUUGUGAUCUGCUGGACUCCCGGCCUGGUGGUGCUGCUGCUCGACGGCCUGGCCUGUGCCGAGUGCAACGUGCUGCACUACGAGAAGUACUGCCUGGUGCUGGCCGAGUGCAACUCCCUGGUCAACCCCAUCAUCUACUCCUUCAGGGACAAGGACAUGCGGAGGACCUUCAGGGAGAUCCUGUGCUGCCUGUGCCGACGCGGCGGCGAGCAGUCGACCGCCUCCGGCGUUAACUUUAACACCCUGGAGCACGAGAACUCAAAGUCUCGCGACGUGGAGCUGAUGGAGAAAAGCAACGGGGCGCCGCUCAUCGGCGAACACUCGGACAUGAUGCCGUCUUUGGAGAGUUGGAAUUAAAACGCACACACAUGCACAAAGGCCUCAAGAAUGAAGAGACGCAGAAAUUGACAUCAUAACUUGUACGUGACAGUUGGCGUGGUCUGGGGCUCAUUUCCUGUUUUGCAACCUGCCAGCUACACUCGAACAUUUGGAAAUACUGGAGCGCUGCCUGCAUGAUGGAUGGUGUCGCAACAGAGCCUCUGCAAAUCUUUUAUUUUUUGGAAAUAGUUUUUUUUUUGUCACAGUUGUGAGCUCUUCAGCAAACUUGCCAUUUUGCCGAGAGGAGGACACAAAUAAUAAACCAGCAAUAUGAGUUCAAAAGUAAUACAUUUAUUCAACUUUUCUUAUGCCGUCUACCAUCUCUAAAGUACUCCGAAUUUUAUGUUUAUAAUGCUUUUGUUUGUAGCCAGAAAGUGGUACCUCAAAAUUCAAUGACAUUUAACACUUCCUUAGCUGACCCAGAUGAGUAGAAGUAGACAGAUUUACUUUUUAAAACAUUUCCACUGUGACUUUUCUACAAUCAUGGCCAAAAUUCUAGGCAGUGACUAAAAUUUUUCCAUUUCACUAACUUUUCUGCUUCAACAUUAAAAACAAAAACAAAAAAUUAAAUGAGACUUUCACUGGAAACUAAAUUACAUUUGUGCAAAAAGUCUGGCAAAUACUUGCUAUCAGUGCAACACAUCUGAGGAAAAUUACAAAGUUGGGAAAAUGAAAUUUGUACAAAAAGUGGUAAAAUGUAAAAAAAUGGUUUAUUAUAGAUGGUUUCUUAAUCCUUUGGGGGGAAUUCAUGAAUUUGGGAAAAUAUGUCAAUUAUUGGUAGGUAAAGGCACUUAAAAAUUCAAUUAUUAAUGAUCAAAUUAGGCGGCACGCUGGACGACUGGUUAGCACAUCUGCCUCACAGUUCAAAUCCCGGCCCCGCCUGUGUGGAGUUUGCAUGUUCAUUUGCAUUUGCAUUGCAUUUGUGCAAAAUGCCAAAAUUCUGGGGAAAAAAUUGUGAUAAGUUGGGCAAGAUAUCUAAAAUUUGUGCAAAAAUUAAGUGAAAAAAGGUUUCUCGUUCAUACAGUCGGAAAAGUUCAAUCUGUACAAGAAGUCAUAACAAUGUAUGGAAUUUUGCAAAAUGUAAUUUGCAAAAUGUACAAUGUUUCUUCUGAAAUUUGCUGACAAAUACCAAUGUUUAUAUUAUUUAACUGUUAGCAGCAACAAUAUAGAAACACAAAGUGAAGCAGAAAAUGUUAGUGAAAAUUGGACUGCGCUGCCAAAACUUUUUUGUCCAGGAAAGAUUCGCGUGAGCGUAUAGCUCUGCAUUUACUAGACUGACUUUUUGUUGUUGGGCGAGUGAGCGAGCGAAACAUCACACUGACGUAGUUCAAAGUAUUUAUGACGACAUUGAGGAUGUAAAUACAGUCUGUACAGUGCAGCAUUUAGGGCACUUCCGGAAACUGAUUGGGAUCAUUCUGUGUACAUUUUUGUUUUAUUUUGUUUUGUUUUUUAAAACAUGACUGACUGUGAUGUCAUUAAAUUUCUUUCCAUUCCA